Suillus fuscotomentosus is the source of this 816-nucleotide messenger RNA. RefSeq lists its product as uncharacterized. Gene Ontology annotation, molecular function: RNA binding. Bases 1 to 816 code for a protein of 271 amino acids. The record is from RefSeq and is a predicted model, not a curated record. The transcript is spliced from 5 exons. Gene Ontology annotation, cellular component: nucleolus. Lineage: Eukaryota; Fungi; Basidiomycota; Agaricomycetes; Boletales; Suillaceae.
AUGGUAGUCGCACACGUAGAGCAGAACACAUCUGCCACCAAAAACCGCCGAAGCAUGACUCGUAAGAAGAAAGCACGCACGGCUGCCAAUACCACACAAGUUGACGGUGACGAAGAGAUGUCUUCAGAGGUUAUUCCCCCUUUGAAGUCGAAUCACACUCCCGAAGAUGAUGAUUUGAUGAUCGAAAUUAACCCUACUCCCGCCCUAGAGGCAAGCUCAGCGCCCUCUUUUCCGGCUUUGCCUGCAUCUGCGACACAAUCUACUCUAAAAUCAGAGACAAGGCGAAUUCCAAUACCCCCGCAUCGCAUGACGCCUAUAAAAAAGGACUGGAUAAACAUUUUCAGUCCUCUCACCGAGAUCCUUGGGCUACAGGUGCGAAUGAAUGUUCAGAGGCGGUGUUUAGAAAUUAGAACAUCAAAAGCUACCACAGAAAUCGGUGCUCUGCAGAAAGGAGCUGAUUUUGUGAAGGCAUAUGCUCUUGGAUUUGACGUUAACGACGCGAUAGCACUUCUACGAAUGGACGAUCUUUACCUCGACUCGUUCGAGAUUAAAGACGUAAAAACACUUCAUGGCGAUCAUCUCAGCAGAGCAAUCGGACGGAUAGCGGGACAGGAUGGCAAGACCAAGUUCACGAUCGAGAACACUAGCCGGACUCGUAUCGUGCUUGCCGACACGAAAAUUCACAUUAUGGGCUCCUUCCAAAACAUCAAAAUUGCGCGCGAUGCAAUUGUCUCUUUAAUCUUGGGCUCACCACCCGGAAAAGUUUAUGCCGGACUUAGGACCGUCAGCAGCCGUAUGAAGCAGCGGGCCCUGUAA